UGACAAUGCAUUCCCAUAGUUCUUGCUUUUUGUUUUUUCAUUUUGGUAGUGGUUGUUGUAGGUGAUGGUAUCUAACAAUUCUUCAGUGGUGGUAAUGAUACUCUUUGUUGUUUCCAUCAACAUAACCUGUCUUUAAAUCAUGUUAUUUUAAUACUUGCAGGCAAUGAAUUUCUUUGCUGGUUUAUUGCUACUUCUUAUGCCAGAAGAAAAUGCCUUUUGGGCAUUUGUUGGCAUUAUUGAUGAAUAUUUUGCAGGCUAUUAUACUGAGGAUAUGAUAGAAUCCCAAGUGGACCAGCUUAUUUUUGAGGAAUUGAUGCGUGAAAGAUUUCCCAAACUGGUUAAUCAUCUGGAUUACUUGGGAGUGCAGGUGCCAUGGAUAUCUGGGUCUUGGUUUCUAUCAAUCUUUGUGAAUGUAAUACCUUGGGAAAGUGUUCUUCGUGUUUGGGAUGUGCUACUAUUUGAAGGGAACCGUGUUAUGCUAUUUCGAACAGCACUGGCUCUAAUGGAAUUAUAUGGUCCGGCAUUAGUUACAACAAAAGAUGCUGGUGAUGCAAUUACAUUGCUGCAAUCACUUGUUGGUUCAACAUUUGAUAGCAGUCAACUUGUCUUUACGGCUUGUAUGGGUUAUCCAGCAGUGACUGAGGCCAGAUUGAAGGAACUAAGAGAUAAACAUCUGCCAUCUGUAUUAGUUGUCAUAGAAGAAAGAUCUAUGAAGGGAAGGGCUCUUAAGGAUUCCAAAGGGAUUGCAACUAAACUGUAUAGUUUCAAACAUGAUCGAGGGUCUCUGGUAGAAGAAAGUAAAACCACUGAAGAAAGUGUUGCAGUAGCUGAUGCGAGUGUGCAAUUGGCAUCUUGUUCCUCUAAUUUAAAUGAAAUGCUCAGUAGCCUCAAUGUUGAUUCAGAACUGGAGGCCCUUCCAGAUCCCCAGGAUCAGGUGGUUUGGUUGAAGGUUGAAUUAUGCAGUUUGCUGGAGGAGAAAAGAUCUGCCAUACUCAGAGCUGAGGAGUUAGAAACAGCUUUAAUGGAGAUGGUGAAGGAAGACAACCGUCUGGAGUUGAAUGCAAGGAUAGAGCAACUGGAGCAGGAGUUAGCCGAGUUACAACAAGCCCUUGCUGAUAAGAAAGAACAAGAAGUUGCCAUGCUGCAGGUUCUAGUGCGGCUAGAGCAGGACCAAAAAAUUACUGAGGAUGCUCGCAGAAGAGCAGAGCAAGGACUUGCCGCUCAGAAAUUAGAAGUUCAUGAACUUCAGGAAAAGUACGACAAGGCCAUGCAAUCAAUUGCUGAGAUGCAAAAGCGAGUUGUGAUGGCAGAAAGUAUGUUGGAGGCUACCCUUCAAUAUGAAUCUGGCCAAUCCAAAGCACUUUCUUCUCCAAGGGCUGGUCGUGUACAAAGCCCAAGGUCUGAAAACCCCUCCCGGAAAAUUAGUUUGCUAAGGUUUGGACUUGGCUGGCGUGACAAAAACAAGGGCAAACCGAAUGCUGAGACCGAGGAAGCUGGCGAAAGUUUGCAUAGUAAUGGCUCUCCGAAAAAAGAAUCCGAUACCCAAGAAACUGAUAGAUAGAAUUCACAUAGCAGUGCCACAAGAACAGCACCCGUUGCUUUCCUGUCGACUUAGGAGUUAUUAAUUGUUUCUGAUUAUAACUGCCCAAUUUUUUGUUACUUGUCUCAUAAAGUUAGGGGAGGAAUCCACUGUGAGGAAUGUUUUAUAUGUUGAUAGGCCAAUUAGAUGUAGAAAGCACAUUCUUUCUUUCACUGACACUACCCAGUCUUUCAAAAACGUAGUGUCUUGAUCUGUUUUUUAUAUAAAUUUAGGCGGAACAACCGUGCCAUUAGCAUAGUUCAACGCCUGCAAAUAUGCACUUCCUCCGUCGUCCACAUGCAUGAACAGUUCAGACAAAAAUAUAAAACAUUAGAGGACUUGUUCUCUCAAUAACUCUUAGUUUAAUU
Molecule: messenger RNA, 1947 nt
Organism: Vigna umbellata (rice bean)
Lineage: Eukaryota; Viridiplantae; Streptophyta; Magnoliopsida; Fabales; Fabaceae
Source: RefSeq, a predicted model, not a curated record